This is a messenger RNA of Schistocerca piceifrons (Central American locust), 1595 nucleotides long. RefSeq names its product CD82 antigen-like. The record is from RefSeq and is a predicted model, not a curated record. Bases 1 to 861 code for a protein of 286 amino acids. The transcript is spliced from 4 exons. Lineage: Eukaryota; Metazoa; Arthropoda; Insecta; Orthoptera; Acrididae. Gene Ontology annotation, cellular component: membrane.
AUGCGAUGGGGAGUUUCCCUUGUCAGUGUACAGUGUGCCUCCCAGGCGGCUGGGGCUUACGCGACUGACGAGCGCCGCCUGCUGCAGGUGGUGGGCCUGAGCGUGGUGGCGGCGGGCGGCGUGCUGCUGACCGACUCUGGCCGCGUGCUACUGUCGCGCCUGCUGACGUCACACGACGCGCCGCGCCAGCCGCUCUUCUACUACGUGGGGCUGGCCGCCGUCUGCGCAGGCGUCGUCGUGGCGGCCGGAGGCGUGCUGGGCUGCUGGGCCGCCAGCCUGCACAGCCGCUGCUUCCUCGCCGUGUAUCUGUUUGUGCUGGUGCUGUUACUGCUUGCAGAAUGUUCUGUGGGAGUGUUGGUAACAGUGUGCCCUCGAUACCUGGGGGUUGGACUGUCUGCUGAGGAUCUUAUGGAUAACCUACAACGCUAUUAUGCCACUCCAGGAGCAGACCAGUUUACAGCAGCCAUUGAUCUGGCACAGGCGCAGCUCAAAUGCUGUGGAAUGACACAACCAUCAGAUUAUGAAAUGUCAUGGUGGAAACUGAGAGAUAUUGGUCAGAAUGAGCUUAUAGUUCCCCUGUCUUGUUGUAUACUGAAAAACAAAGAUGAUCCUGGGGCAUUUCUUGAUCCUAUACCACAGAACAACUCGCUCUGCCAGUCAGUAGAUGAGACCAUCAACAAUAAAGCACGACAUACUGAGGGGUGUUCAAAGAGGCUAGAGGCUUGGCUAAAGCAGCACAGUGCUAUGUUUCUAGCUGGGAGUUUGACACUAGUACUGGUAGAGUUGUCUGUGGUCCUGAGCACUCUGCUUGUAUGUGUGAAACUGCCGCGCGAUCCAUCUCAUCUGGAUCGACCUGCGUGAAGGCGGCUAGACCUCCCAGGAUGUGACUUUACAAAUGCGGAAACAGCAUAUCCUUGGGAGGAUCGUCACUGGAGUAGAGGAAGAUGUGGGACGUUCUGCUAUGCUCCCAGUGCUGAAAUAAUAGCUCGUGUAACUGCAAAGCAGAACCCUCCCAAUGUUGCAGGUACCGACAGAAGAAGGUGGUGCAUUUAUGAGAGUGACAUUUCCUCAUAUACUGCUAGUCUGAGAUUCUUGAAUCCACAAAGUAGGCUAAAUGUAACUGAUGUAACAGAAACUGGCAGUAUGAUUUGGUAACUCAUUUUCAGAAUUACCUUAUACUGCUAAAAUAAUAUACAGAGGUUGAAAGCUACUUGUGGUACACAGUGAAAGUAGAAUAACUAGUUCAACAUAUGUUUUUAAAAUAAAUGCCACACCAAUGUCGCAGUUCUUGUGUUUAACAUGGGCACAUGAUGAAUGAAGACUUUCAAAGCAAUAUAAUGUUAUGUAAAUAUUGUAGAUACUGGUAUAAUUUAAUUAAAACACCAUUUAAUAUAGACUGCUGUAGCUGUUAGCCCUGUGUCAUCUCUGUGGUUUAUGUUCCUCUGAUGUAAGAGUCAAUGUAAUGUUAUGUAAAUAUUAAGGUAGUGGCAUAUUUUAAUUAAAAACAAAUCUGAUUACCCACUACUGCAGAUUUUGGUGCUUUAUUUUCAUCUGACGUCUUCAAAUUUAUUAUUUGCAAUCCUGUGAAAUACAAA